Messenger RNA from Lagopus muta (rock ptarmigan), 13059 nucleotides. RefSeq names its product zinc finger protein 318 (gene ZNF318). NCBI's taxonomy places the organism in Eukaryota, Metazoa, Chordata, Aves, Galliformes, Phasianidae. The transcript is spliced from 10 exons. Gene Ontology annotation, biological process: negative regulation of DNA-templated transcription; positive regulation of DNA-templated transcription. The coding region runs from base 120 to 6824 and encodes 2234 amino acids. Gene Ontology annotation, cellular component: nucleoplasm. The record is from RefSeq and is a predicted model, not a curated record. Gene Ontology annotation, molecular function: nucleic acid binding; zinc ion binding.
CGGGAGCGCGCCCAGAGUGGUCGGCGGCGCGCACGCGCGGGGGACGGGGGGGGCCCGGGUCAGAAGGAGUCGGGGCUCCCGCGCAGGCCGCCGGGACCCCCCGGGCCGCCGCCGCCAUCAUGUACCGCUCUGGCAGCGGCCGCUCCGGCCCGUCGUCCUCCUCGUACUCUCACCGGCUCAAAGAGAGUGGCUCGGCGGGGUCCCGCGCCUCUCGCUCCAGCACAUCGGGGCCGGGGCCGGGCCGCGGCCGGCCUCCCCCGCCGCCGUCCCCUACCGCCGCCGCUACCAGCGCUUCGCCGCCGCGCCGCCACCGCUCUCCGUCGGGCCACCGCGGCGCUUCCCGCCGCUCCCCGUCGCCGCAUCGCAGCCGGAGGCCGCCGUCGCCGCCGGGAGGAACGGGAUCCGGCGGGACGCGGGGCCGCCGGGGGAGCGAGCACGGAGACAGCGGCAGCCGGAGACGUUCACCGAGUCUCCGCUCUGAGUCUUCACUGGAACAGAGUUUGCGGAUUACUGUUGGUAAUGACCGGUAUUGCAUUGGCACACCAGAGAGAAGGAGGCUGCCUGAUAGACUGGGCUCACCAAUUGAUAACCUGAGUGACAGGGAUGAUAUGGCUGAUGGUCCCAUAUUCACCAGAGGCCUCUCAGGCCCUCGGGGCUUAGAGAGAUACCUGUCACAUGAAGAUCAACCUUCAAGUCCCUUCAGCAUGAGACACGAUGAAGACUACCGCAACCGAGAUGUUUUUCUUCAUCGUUCAGAUUAUAGCCCACAUUACGGUCGGCGAGAAGAGCUGCCUCGCGGAUCUGACAGAGAUGGUGACAAAUUUAGGAAAUCUUUCUACCCAUCGAGACCAGAUGAGAGGGGACGAGAAAUAAAGCGUCCACGGUAUGAAAAAGAUGAGAAAUUGCAUUGUAUGAGUGGAGAGCAUCAAGGUUUCUCAUCAGGAACACGAAACUAUCGCAGACGAAGCCGCAGCCUUAGCCGCAGUCGAAGUCCAAGCCCGUCAUACCUAAAUGAAGAAUUCCGAGAGCUUGACCGCGCCAGGAGAAAAAGAGAAGAGGAAGAACGUAAUAGAAACUUGAAUCAUGAUGUUUCAGACAGUGGUUAUGUGAUCCCAGGCUUGACUAAUGCACUACAGACUUCUGAGCCUCGUUAUACAUAUAGGCCUGAGGAAAUACCAUCCAUGCCUAAAAAAUCUAUCUUGAAGAAGAGAGUAGAGAUGGAAGUAGAGUCUCCUAUUCAGCCCGAGGAGUUUUCUAGCAGCCCUGCUCCCAGCAAGGAUCUUCCUCUUCUUUCUAGUCAUUCACCUUUGCCCCAGAGCAACAACACAGCUCCGUUUUCCUCUGAAGUGGAGAACUUUCUCAAGCGAUUUAACAAAGACUCUGUGAUGGAGCCUGCAAACAAAGAGUUACAUGAUGGUUUAUAUGAGUGGAACCCACUUUCUGCGGCUCCCAAAGACACUUUUACCUAUGAAGAGAAGUUUGGAAGCUUCUUAAGUCACAAGGAAAAAAUAGAACCCAAAUCAGAGCCUGCUGAUCGCCAUACUGACUUCCUACUGCCUCAUGAGAGGGCCAGUCAGGAUGGCAGUGGUUUCUCCCGAAUUCUGGGCAUGAUGGCUGAUUCUGUCAGUGCUCAGGAGAAGAGGAGGCGUAGUUUUCCUGACAUCGAGGAUGAAGAGAAAUUUCUUUAUGGUGAUGAGGAUGAAGACACUAAUAGUGAAUCACACCUUGUUCAAAAGCCUCCUGUGAGUUGUAGCAGUGAGGUAAUGAACCAGAAGGUGAGCCUACCUCCUCCUUCUCCUGCUCCAGCUGUCAAGCUGGAUCCUUUAGAAGAGCCUAAUGCUGAGUAUGCCAAGAUUCAUGACUUACUCAAAACCAUUGGACUUGACAUUGGUGUUGCUGAAAUUGGGAGACUAGCCAUUCGUACUCAGGAACGCCUUCAUGGCAAAAAGUUGGCAUCCCGUUCUCCCGAUCGUCGCUCUUCAGAUACUCGCAGAACAGACCGUUGGGACUUACGUCGCAGCCGAAGUGACACUCGUUCUCCAGAGUCAGGCCAGCAGCACUCAGCAUCACCUCCCAUUUCUUUCCAGCAGUCUAAAGAUCCAUCCUCUCUUCAGAAAUCAGAAUAUACAAAGAACAAGCCAGGAGGACAGGACAUACCUCCAUGUGCACCAGAACAACCUCUUCCUUCCGUUUCUCUCAUUCCCUCAGUUCCACCAGCUCCUGCUAGUUUGCCACCUACACCUACUUCUGUUUCCCAAUACCAGAUUCCCAACUAUUCCCAGUUCACUACCACUCAGAUGCCCCCAAACUAUCCACCUCCCACACUGGCCCCUCCAGGAUAUGAUGCUUAUGGGCAUUAUAUGGCUUAUGCAGCUCCUGGCUGGACCAUGUAUCCCCCUACCCAGCAGCCUAAUCCUGCAUUGCCAGAGGCUCAUGGGCUUCUUACUAUGGCCAUGUCAGCAAACCCUACGCGUCCCAACCUCCGGGUUAUUGAGACAGUCUCUAUGAGAAAGGAUGCCGCCGAUGUGAAAAGAGACGGUUCUGUGCUUGUUCGUGUCCCUACUACUCCUACUCAUUCCAAAGUGCCCCUUCGUCCAUCUUCACACCCUCUCAAAAGUACCCCAGAAAAGAUAUCAGAUGAAAAAAAUCGAGCCGCUCAAAAGCAGAAGGUGAUAGAAGAGAGAGAAAAACUGAAGAAUGAGCGAGAAGCACGGCAGAAGAAGCUUUAUUAUCUGAAGACUGAACUGGACAGGCUUCGUAAACAGCAAGGAGAGAUGCUGAGGAAAAAACGACGUGAGAAGGAUGGUCACAAAGACCCCUUGUUGGUUGAGGUGAACAGACUUCAAGAGAAUAUUAUGAAGGAGAUUUCAGAGCUCCAUAAAGAAUCUGAUGCAGCAGAUAAGAAGCAAUCUGAGCUUGACAAAGUAGCACAGAUCUUGGGGAUUAACAUAUUUGAAAAACCCCGGAAACCAUCUGUGGAAACCAAAGAUUCCUCAGAGAAGAACAGCAAGUCAGAAAACACAAAAGGUCUGGAGAAGGCAACUUCUUCCAAUAAGGAAUCAAAACCAACUAAUGAAAAAUCCAGAGGCAGAAGCCCAAAGCCGGCAGAAUCCUCUUCACAAUCCUCCAAACAUCCUUUCCAGUUGGCCAAUAUUUAUGAAUAUUAUGAUGCAGGGAACCACUGGUGCAAAGACUGCAACACCAUCUGCGGGACCAUGUUUGAUUUUUUCACACAUAUGCAUAAUAAGAAACACAGACAGACCCUGGAUCCUUACAACAGACCUUGGGCUUCGAAGACCCAGAGUGAGACCAAACAAGACUCCAUAAAGCGCAUUGAUAAGAUAACUGUUCCUGCCAAAGGGUCUGAGUUUCUGAUUCCCAUCACUGGUUAUUACUGCCAACUCUGUCAUGAAUUUUUUGGAGAUCAAAUCUCAGCUGAGCAGCAUGUGAAAAGUCAUCCUCACAAUGAAAAAUAUAAGAAAUACAUAGAUGAGAACCCGCUCUAUGAAGAAAGGAGAAAUCUAGACCGUCAGGCUGGACUGGCUGUAGUUCUGGAAACGGAGCGCAGGCGUCAGAAUGAACUGAAGAGGAAACUAGUUGAGAAACAGAAAGAAGAGAAGGAUGAGAAGAAAGCAAAAAUAAUAAAGAAAGAGGAAACAAAGAACACCCCAGAGCUUGGAGAAGGAGCUAGUGAAACUCAAGACAAAACAGAUUCUUCUGGGCGAAAAAUGGGUAUUAAGCUUAAACUGAAGAAGGAAGAGAAGAAAGAGGACAAAAAAGAAGAAAAGAAGGAGGAAUCUAAAAAGGAAUCACCGAGUCAGACAUCAUUUGGGAAAUUCAGCUGGAAAAAGGCAGAGAGAGAGGAUAAAGCCCCAGGAGUAGCUAUUCCAAAGGAGGAGAGCACGGAGGGAAACAAAGAGGAGAACAAGUUUCAGUCGGGGAAACUCCAUGCCAAGUCCAUUGAAAUCAAGCUGUCUGGGAAAACUGUUAUUCCACACACCAGCCCGUGGACACCAGUUGCUUAUACAUCAACGCAGUCAAAAAUUCUACCCAACCUUCCAGUCCCCACUAUGAUUUUCAGGAAGUCUACUACUGCAACAGUUAGCAAACCAGCACCUUUGAACACUUUUUUAUCCAUCAAAUCCUCUGGAGCCACCACCAAACCACUACCCGUGGUAAAAGAAACGAAUGCAGAUCUUCUGCUGCCUCCAGAUAUUAUCUCAAAAGCUUUUGGAGGAGAAGAGGUAAUAUUAAAAGGGCCAGAGGAGGAUUUGAAAGCGCCAGAGAAAAGUGAAUCUUCUCAGACUUCUGAUAUACCGCCUCCCCCACCUCCUCCACCUGCAGUCCAGCCCACUGCUGUCAUUCCUGCAGAUGAAGUAGCUCCAGGUGUGUCUGAAAGUGAACAGACAAUGUUAGCGAUGCCUGUAAGGCCUCCUCCUCCACCACCACCUUCAACCGCCUUUAGUGAGCAGGCAAAAAAAAUAGAGAAGCGAAACUCUUGCCUGGCCACUGCCAAUGCUAAGGAUCUCUAUGAUAUUUUCUACAGUAGUGGUGGAAAGGGUUCAGCUGACAGCAAGCUUGUAAGUUCUACACUUCCAAAUGGAGAAAACUCUAACCUAGCAAAACCUGCAGAUUUUCCUGCGAACUCUAGAACAGACAGUAGCUUGUCCUCCUUUAAAGAGGACUCUCAGAAUGUGGCUACUGAAGUUAGCCAGGCCCACUCAGCUGAGACAGGCUCAGUAAUGGAGAAAACUGGUUUUCAGGAGACUUUAAUACCUAAUUUUGAGAUGAGUGCUGACACUGAAAGUGGUAUUCAGAAGGAUGUAGGUAAAAAAUUCCAGGCUCUUACAACAGAUAUUCAGAUUAAAUUGAAAGAUGGGGAUUCUUUACAGUGUAGUAAUCAAGUAAUGGGCAGUUGGAUUCUUGAUGAGAAUCACGCUGAAAGGAAUGAGAAGAUAUUUCAGCCUCAGCUGCCAGAAAUGUCAGUCACAGAACUGCUAGAAGCAAAACCUGCUUCUCAUAUUCAGAUGCCUGCAGAGAAGGGACUUGUGGAUAUAGCAAGUCAAGUGCAAGCAGGCAGCAAGGAGUUCUGUGAUCUGCAGAGAACAGAGAUCCAAGAGAGAGUUGAACAGGACGAUGCAAAUGAAAUUGCAGUUAGUAACUCAAAUGCCUCUGGCAUUUUGGAGAAAGACAAAGAGAUGAAAGACUGGGAAAUAAAAGCAGUAAAGCCUGAGCUUAUGCUAGAACAGAUUGAAAUUCAAAAUCUGGGAGAUCCCCAUUUGGAAGAGGAAAAUUUAAGUGAUAGCUGUAGAACUGUAUCAGAAACUCAUAGUCCACACUUGCUCAGUGAUUCUCAGAACAUUUCAAAAGAAAAACCUUUACUAGCAGUACUGACAGAGCAAAAUUCUAUUGAUGCCUCCUUAAAAGAUGUGAACCCAAACAGUGUGGCUUUGGAAGUACCAGGAGUCCUUGGCAAAACUCGCCAGAUUUCAGAAGCCCAAAAUAAGAUUUCAGAAUUGACAAGAAGUCCUGCUGAGUGGGAUGCUUCCAGAACCAGUAAAAGAGAAGAACAGGUAAUGGCAACCAGUUCUUGUUCUGAAAGUGGUUGGAAAUUAUCAAACACUCCAAAUGUAGAAAAGAAAAAUAAUUCUAAUAAAAUUAGUGCUUCAGAAUUGACAGAAAUAGAGCCAGAGACAUCUCUUAGCAACACAAAAUCUAGAAGUAGCACAUUAGAAGCACAAGAAAAAGUUAGACCAGAACUGUCAGGCCAUGCAGUAUUAGAUAAGCAAACCCAAAGGCAGGAGGUUGCUUGGUUAGUCAAUGCCUGCUCAGCAAGCAUUGUUGAACUCAGAUCCAGUGUAGAAUUAGUAGUUGAAGUUGAAAAGAAGUCACUAGGACACACUGGAUCUGAUGAAAUGUUAGGUGAUAUUUUUGCUAAGAGAGAUGCAAAAGAAGGAAUGGCGGGUUUUUCUGAUCUUGUUCAAGAGUCAGCAGUUGCUUUAUCAGCAGAUUUCAAUCAGCAUUUUUCAGAAGAGGCUCUCAACAAGCAAGCAAAGUGUGAGGCUGUAAGAACCUCAGCAGCCAAUGACUUUAGUCUGAAUACCACUCACUCAGGAUUUAAUACCAAGCAGUCUGAAAGUCUCUCUCUAAGUGUUAGUGAGGAUAACAAGAAAGAUUCCUUGAGAUCAGAAAAUACAAAAUGCAGUGAGACCCCCUCUGAGAAAGCAGAGCUAGAGUUCAAAAGCACAGAUUUUAAUCUGGGAAAUACUAAGACAAUACAUGAAGACAUCAGUAUCCUUCCAGCAGGAGUUUUAAAUACGAAUGUGAAAGAAGUUUCAAAACUAGAAACUAUUGCAUCCGUUAAACUGGAUUCAAACAAACUGAGCAAGCUGGGCAUUGGAAAAACAGUGGAUGAAACAGAGGUUACUGAUUAUGCCACGCUUACUUCUGGUAGUUGGGAAGAUAAACUUUGCACCCAGGUUUCUCAAACAGCUGCAUCUCAGCUUGGAUUGCAACCCUCAAACAAUGACACUAUGAAAGCAAUCAUGCCAGUUCCAGAAAUGCAGGGCAUUUCUACCAUGUCUGAAAGCCUUCGGCAAGUGGAGGAGAGCAAAGGUGGUGCUGCUGAAAUGCUAUCACUGAGUUGUGAUGGAGACAGCAGACAAAGUCCAGCAUCUGGUUGUGUGGAAACGUUGCUUCCUGGACUCAAAGAAACUCAUGGAAAGGAGGAUGGCUUAGGAGGCAAGGGACUAUGCGCUAUCCAGAGUAAGAAGACUGAGCAAACAGAAACCACUGACAGUAGUUUGGAAUCUACAACACAUUAAGGAAUGACUGAAAGCUUAGCAGAAAGCCCAGUGGGUUGAAAUGAACCCAGGCAGCCCCAAUAUUUGAGGAGCCGGAGCCGGGAUGAUGUGUAUGGGUUUUUUUGUUUGUUUUGUUCCAGUUGAGGUGUUUGGGCGCACUUUGCAUCACAAAAUCACAGAAUAUCAGGGAUUGGAAAGGACCUCAAAAGAUCAUCUAGUCUGAUCCCCCUGCCUGAGCAGGAGCACCUAGGACAUAGUAGCAUCGUAGGACACGGCUAAAUUGGAACUUAACACCAUCAGAAACCAGACACGUAUGUUAUUCUGUACAUAGUCAACUGUGUAAAAUGUUUUUUCAUGUGAAUUUUUUUGCCAAUUUCUUUUCUACACUUCUGCUAUUAAAAUGGAAUCUCUCGUUUAUAAUGCGUGCGUCUUUGUUGUUUAUUUUGGGGGCUUCUGUUCUUUGAACAUUUCUGGAUGAUUUCCCGCUCACCUUGCUUCUGUCAGUAGCAUCGCAAGUAGUCCGACCUCUGGGACAAGCUCAAGAACAGCAAUUUAGAACUUGAGGAAAUGGAGACUUGCAGAAGAACUAAAACUGAACAUUGUUUUAAACUGUAAUGCAUGGUUUUGUUUACUUUCAUUGUUUGAAAUGCAAGAAAUGUGAUUAAUCUUUUGUUUGUUUAUCUGUCUUUGUGAUUUGUAAUCGCUGCUGUGUUACAUCUGUACUUAAGCUGUUCCAUUGUAUUGUAUAAACACGUUUAUGGAUGCCACAUCACUAAUCAAGGGGAGAAAAUCUGUCCGACUGGCUUUUGGAGAAGAAGACUAAUCGGUAAGGCUCUGUGGCCUGACACCUGGACCAGACAUAUUGAGGUCACUUACAUGUUUUGAAAUGGGCUCUCUUUCAUUGUAUUGUGAUCCAGUAACUGUUUGUGUUAAAUCGUUUAGCAGCUGACCAGCUCUGAAGAAGUAGAAGAUCAGAACCCUGGUGUCAGGAAUUGGACUCGCUUCAUGUGAUAGAGACACAUGCAUGCCUACCCUGAACGAUCCUAGAGCUAGCAAAAGCUCUGGAGUAACGGUUUUCAUUUGUAUAGCUCGUUAAAAACUGAAGUAUUAAAUGUAUUUGCUUGGAUAAAUUGCACAUUUUUAUUUGUAAAUGGUUUAAAAAAUAAACAUACUGUGUUCAACAAGACUUUUUUUUUUUUUUUUUUUUUUUUUUGUAGCUCUAGGAAAGUGCUUAAUUUCAAGUACAUUCUGCCUCCUGUGGUAGUUCAUAAAAUUGAGAAGCUGUAGAGAAUGAAGAUACUCCACAGUUAGCCUGCUCAGUAAAAACAUGAUUUAUUCCCAGCUGAAGCCAGUGGAAGAACUUCUGUCAACAUCAUCGCUGGAAUUUUGUUUGAAAUCUUAAGCCUUUUGUAAAGGAGGGAGGGAAACAAGCAGAGUUCAUUCAUAUGUCUGUAAUCACUACCAGCACGUGAACUUUCAGAGGGAGGAAAAUGGCAUUUUUUCUUCUGUUUCCAUGACUGUGUAAAGAUAUUAAACAUUUUUCAGAGUUGUUAUUGUGCUUUUUAUAUUAGAAAUAUAAGAGUGCAGUCUGAAUUUGUAAAGCUAGGUUAUGUAGUCAAAUAAACCCCACCUAAAAACAUAAUUAAGAAAGGAGGAACUUUUGAGAGCGUUUUUGACUGCUUUUCAAUUUUAAGCAGUUCCGCAUUACAUUUAAGGAGAAUUUGUUAGUAUCGUUGCCCUACUUUCUUCAAAUAACCAUUUGCUGUCAAAAACAAAGAAAACAAGGUUUAAUCUGCUUUUGAUAAUUGGAAGUUCGGUGAUGGGUAGAGAUUGUUAAAACUCCAUUCUUUUUUAAAGUUCUUUGUAGUUGUUUCUCGUUUUUCUAUAAAUGUCUGAUUAUAUAUCUGAGCUUGUUUGUUCACAGUUGACAGCUGAAUAUUCUACUUUUGUCUUCUUAUCAGUUUCCUCAGUGAAGUGCCUGGUUCCUUGUAAAUCUAACGUGGCAGACAGGGGAUCUAAGGUUGCCUGCCUUGUAUUGAAGGAUGUCAGUGCAGGGAGGGGAGAUAGGAAGGGAAGGCUGGUUGUUUUUUUUUCUUUUCUUUUCCUGCAGAUCUGCAUUGAAAUGAUGAUGUUUUGGAAUACAGACCAGCUGGCUGGUUUCAUUUCUCAGAUCCAUUUUCAAGAAGGUCUCAGUAUAUGCAGUGGUAGAAAAACUCAUUUGUACGAUCUACUUCAGACAUCCUCAUUCAAUACUGUCUUACCUGUGUGGGAAGUGCUGUUGAUUAACUUUAUUUUGGUGGAAAGGACAUCAACACAAAUCCAAUAGCAUUGGUGUUCAGCACACAGCUCUGCUGGCCAGUAAUGAGGCUCCAAAGGAAAGCAAGAACUUUGCAAAUGAGAAGGGAAGAGUCGUUAGCUUGUAUUUGCCUUCAGCUUUCCAGAAGCUAAGUGUUCAUUUGUUACAAGUUAAAUAAUACUUCUUUUCAUGCCCUUUGGUCAAAUAGUUGUCCUGUGCCUGAGUGGACUGACAGUAUUCCACAUUGAAAGGUUUAUUUGUGGUUUCUUCUUUUUUUUUUUUUUUAAGGUAGGAGUACAAAAUACUCCUAGAACUGCUGGGAUGUGUAGGAACAAAAUGAAUGGUGGUAGACUGACAUGUAGGCAUAUAGGUGGAGGUGUUUGUUGUUUUCAUUAAGGUUUUGUGAAAUGGCAUGUAUAUAUAUAUCUAUCUAUUUUGUUUAUGUAUCUAUUUAUUUAUUUAUUUUUGCUGUGGUUUUCAGAGGCAUGCAGUAAAUGAUUAUCUACCGUACUGGUCCCCUGUGCUGGCAGAGCUGUAGCAUAGUGCACUGACUGGGAAGCCUUAAGUUCUAGGCUGGCUUUGGAUGCUUGACUUCAGAUCCUCAGGAGGAGGGGUGAGUUAAUGGAGGGGAAUUUAUUUAUGUGUUUGAAUAGUGCAAUAUAACAUGAUCUCUCCUUCCUGGACUAGUUCUUUACAAGCUGCAUAAGGGAGAAGUGCCUUUCUCUUGAUUUUUAGAAAGCUGCUGAUAGGAAAUAAAUAAGUCUACUUGAAUUUUUCUGUUUUUACGCAUCUUCAAAGCCAGCACAAAUACCUAGUAAAUUACAAGGGUGAUGAAUCAACUCCAGGCAUUUAUUUUAUACUGCAACUUUUACUUUGCCAUGUUGGAGGCUGGCAGAAAGAACGUUCUCUUGGGUGAAGUCUGUGGCAGAACAGUUUUUUUAUUAAGAGGCAGUAGAAGAGUGGAAAAGCUGCUGGCAUUCUAUGUAUUGUAAGUUAUUUUUGCAGGUUUCUUUUAACAUCUGUGGCUCUAUUUGGAAUGUAGAAACGGCCUUCAAAUAUUUAAAUUUUGCUGAAAACUUUAAAAACAAAAGUUUUCAUGGUUUAGACAAAAUACUGUAUGUUAUUAUGAUUAUUAUUAUUAUUCUGGUAGUCCCUUGAGCAGGUAAAUCUUGUUUCCAGCUUGCUGGAAUCAUUUCUUUGAGAUUUUACUAAGCAGCGUAUGGGCUUUUGGGAGGGUUGUAUGUUUAUUUUAAAUGGCGACUCUGCUGGGGAAGUAAUGUAUCAACCAGUGUUCUGUUACUAGUUUUUUCAAAUACGUGUCUAUCUUACUGGUAGAAGUUACAAGUAGCAGAUUGAGAUAUAGGGUCACUGCCACUUCUUAAUUCUUGGUAGGAGCAGAAAUAAAUUAGUAUCUAAGUGAAGCUGCACCAAGAUCUUAAUUUUUCCCCAUUACCACAGAUAAUUUGUAUUUGCCUACUUUCUUAGCUAUUUUCUUAGACUGGUAAAUCCCAAGUGGUUUUGGUUUUUUUUUUCCUUCUUUUUUUUUUCUUCAAAAUAUCAAGGGAAAGUAAUGAUGAUGGAAGUUAUUUAUUUAAAGAGACAACUUUCCACCAACCCAGUACAUCGCAAGGCAUGCUAAAAUUAUACUUCUUUAGUGUAGUGAAAGGUUUAGAGUUGCAAACUUACUUCUUCUGAGACUAUAAUUACAUGAGCAAGAAUGUCUGCAUAGCGUGUCGCAGAACACAGACAUUUUUCCCCUGAAAAAAUGCAGGAGAUACCACUUGAGAUAGGUUUUUCUGGGGCACUUAAUGUAGUAUUGUGUUGGUUUAUUACUCUUUCAGAACAUUACAGAAAGGCGAAGGGAGCAAAAUCAUUAUCUGGGAAAGAAUUCAUUCCUCUUUUGCCCCCUACACAGAAUAAGUACAAAUAGGGUGUGUGACCACGCUGAGAAUACAGAACAACUUGAAGAGAGAUGCAAGUUUAUAGUUGCUAGGCCACCUUUUCUGUUAACCAGCAUAGAUGUAUUCUUGGCUGUAACCAACCUGAGCAAAAUAAAGCACAAAAUAAAGCAAAACAGCUACAGGCUGUUACUUUGUCUUAGAGUAGAAAAUGAAGACUCUGUAUGUAGUGUUAAUUCUUGGGUUUUGGUUUCUGAUCCUACCACCACUUCUUCUUAGGCUCUUCUUGGAGUGAGAAGGCUGAAUACUUUUAAGUUAGCAAUUCUGGUUAAGUUGCUGUAAUUGUUCCCAGAAUGCUCCUAUAGCAACUGGGGAUGCAGAGAGCUGAGCCAUGAAAAUUAUUAGAGCAGAUGUUGGAGGAUGGUUGAGUAGCUACAGCAAAUAAAAGCUGUACCAGAGCUACUUCAUUUCUUUUACCAAUAGGCUUACUGUACAAUAUUCAGUUUAGAGAGAGCAAAGCACAUAUAUAAGGUAUUGUUUUCAAUUCUUAAUAAAAUACUUUGAGAAACUUAUUUGUGAAGGAGCUUGAGCUAGCUUCUAAGCAGCAGUGAAAUAGUUGAAAUACAACCCUGUUAGUUUGAUUGGUGAAUGUAAAACUUGAAGCAAAUAACAUUUCAGUGGUAGCAGUAGCUGUGAAGACUAGUAAAAACACGCAAAAGCCUGGUAGCAGCUAGCCAAUAAAGAAACAGUAGGCAUGAUCCUCACAUCAGGAAACACAUUAGGCUAUUCAUCUGUCAGAUUUGAAAAGCGGAAAGAAAAGAAAAAUAGCAGAUGAUCAGCUGAGAGGACUCGAUUUCUAUGUACUUGAAAGGUAGGUAUCUAGAAAUACCUGGUUUGCAGAAGAACAGGACAACGAAGUCCAUUAGCAAAGGAUCGUUGGUGACUGCUUUUUGUUAUAAGAACUGAAGGCUUAAUGCAAUUAUACCCAUUUAAUAUGGUGCUUUUCAAGGACUUUGUACAGUUCAUGUCCUUUGGCAGUUAGUUUCAAAGAUUAUAUUACUUCACCAAGUAUACAAGAGAGGUUUAAAACCAAUAUCUUGAUUGUACCUCUAGCCAAAACAUCCAAGGUAAGAUUACAAAAAUAAUUCAUCCUUGUAUUUCAUGCAUUCAGUGCAACAAAUGCAAUGGAUUCAAUUUGGCUACUGGGGAGAAAUUCCAUAUCUACGUUUGCUACAGUACUUUAUAUAAUGCACAUUUGAUGUGUUUGGCAUUUGGUAGAAGACAGAUGUGGGCAGCCUUCUUGAGGCUGGCUGCAGUGUCUAUAGAAGAGAGAUCAUCAAAGAUAUUAAUAUACCUGUUUUCUUCCUCUGAGGGUUAAAUUUGUGUUUCAGAACUCAAAGAUGUAAGAUAAGGUUAAACACUGUACUUAAAAGGUUAGCAUGCAAGACCAAAGCAUCAAAUGCAUAAGUUCUGGUAUCCUAGUUCUUAAAAAGCCUGGUGUGAUACCUGCAUUCACUGUAUGUUCAACCAUAGCUGUUUUCAUUCCGUUUUAAGCUUCUUCCUGACUAUUUUAAAUGAUUUGGGGUUUGAAAAAUUUCAGUACAGAUGGGAAAAGCAUCAGAAAGGCCUCAGACUUGGGAAGAUAACAGCCGAACUCACCAGAUGGUCAGAAAGAGGGAUUUUGCUAUGAGCACUGAAUUUGCUUUAACAAGCACAUUAUUCCCUUUUUUGGCUUUUGGUUAAUUUCCACAGGAGCAGUGAAAAUGUUAUCUGGAGCUUCUGGGCUUUUGGAGUCUUCUUCUGAGAAGGUGGGUACACAUUUGCAUGCCUGGAAUAGUAUCUCUUUGCUUUGGUAUGAGAGCACAUUCUUUUCAUUAUUAAAAUGGUUAAUCAAUGUUAGGAUUUUCAGUAUUCCUAAAUGUUGAACGUGGUGUUCAUGGGUCUGUCUGUAAUGUAAGUUCUUUUGCCAGUGUCCAAGGAGACCGUGUAUGUGUAGAUACUUUUUUCUCUUGUUUAAACAGUACUAUUUUAAAAACAAACAUUAAACAUUUAUGAAACAACA